AUGGAUCAGUUUCGCGGUUUAUUUGUAAAACUGGACCAAAACAAGGAUGGGUUCAUAUCGGUGGCGGAGCUGCACAAUGAGAUGAAGAAGCAUGGGAUCAUUUCAGCAGAUGGCAAAGCCCAGAAUAUCAUUGACUCUUAUGACAAAGACAAAGAUGGCCUGCUGGAUUAUAAAGAGUUUCUCAGCUACAUGAUGGACAGAGAGAGGACAUGGAAAAUUCACUUUCAUGAACUUGACAAGAACAAAUGUGGGGUGAUUGACCAGGAGGACAUCAUAAGUUUGUUUAAGGAUUUAGGAGUGGUCUUAUCAAAGCCGAAUGCAAAACAAAUUAUUCAAAUGAUGGAUAAGGACAGCUCCAUGACAGUAGACUGGGGAGAAUUCCUGCAUCAUGUCAUCCUCAACCCCGUGGACAACAUCAGUGAGCUGGUGUCCUCAUGGAAACACAGUCUGGUUUUUGAUGUGGGUGAGAGCCGUGCGAUGCCCAUUGAGUUCCCUGAGGAGGCGUCUGGAUUUGGUGCCUGGAGGACAUUUGUGCUGGCAGCAGGAAUGGCUGAUGCUGUGUCCAGGAGUGUGACAGCACCCAUCGACCGCCUGAAGACGCAACUUCAGGUUCAUGGAUCCAAGGCAUUCUCUCAGGGCUUUCAGGAGAUGAAGGCAGGUGGUCUACGUUCGAUGUGGCAAGGAAAUGCUGUGAAUGUGCUGAAGGGAACACCACAGUCCACGCUGCAGUGUCUAAUCUAUGCUCAGAUGAAGGUGUACACCCAGAACAGAACUCAGGAGACUCUGACGGUGCAGCAGCGUUUCGGUUUGGGUUGUGUGUCCGGCGCUGUAGCUCACGCUGCUUUCUACCCUUUAGAGGUGCUGAAGGUGAGGUUGAACCUACAACAAGCUGGCACCUACAACGGUGUUGUGGCAUGUGCCCGCUCUAUUUACAGGCAUGAGUCUAUGUCCUCUUUUUACAGAGGAUUCAAGCCCAGCAUCCUAUGCAUGAUACCUUACGCAGGUGUGGAGUGUGCGGUUCAUCAGUCAAUCAUGAGUUGGGCAAAGAGAGAUCCGGCCUACAACAGUGACUCCAAGCUGUUCUUCUUCAGUUUUGUGGCCUUUGCUUCUGGACAGAUGACGAGUUACCCACUGGCAGUGAUCCGGACUCAGCAGCAAGCGCAAGCUUUCAGUUCAGAUUCACGUCAAGCUUCAGGUGUGUUACAAGGACUUUUUGGCAUAUAUGAGAGAAAUGGAAUCAGAGGAUAUUAUAAUGGGAUGGGAGCCAGCUUCAUCAGGGCUAUUCCAUGUGCUCUGAUGAACUACACUUUAACUAGAAAAUUUGAAAAUCUGUUUUCCUCUAUUGAGUCUUGA
This is a messenger RNA of Cheilinus undulatus (humphead wrasse), 1353 nucleotides long. It is a transcript of the gene slc25a24l, whose product is annotated as solute carrier family 25 member 24, like. Lineage: Eukaryota; Metazoa; Chordata; Actinopteri; Labriformes; Labridae. Bases 1 to 1353 code for a protein of 450 amino acids. The transcript has 10 exons. The record is from RefSeq and is a predicted model, not a curated record. Gene Ontology annotation, biological process: transmembrane transport. Gene Ontology annotation, molecular function: ATP transmembrane transporter activity; calcium ion binding.